AUGGAUGUACUGCCUCUUUCGUGGAAGUCUUCUACUAUGAGACUGGUAAUCCUUCACUUAUUCAUAAUCCUCUCCCACUGUCAGACGCCUCCUUCAGCAUCUCUUCCAGUACGGAUAACAGUUCCCUCACCGUGGCAGUCUGUCCCGCUCUCUCAGGCUGAUCUGGGCCUUCUAUUCACCAACUCCAGCCCCUUCACCUCCACACAGUCACUACUGGUCUUGCCUCCAUCCGGAACCACCUCCAAACCUCUGCUCCGCGCUACGUUUGGUUCCUACACAGUCACACAGGUGAUGUCUGAGCCGAUUCCUCCCCUGACUUCUCCUCUGACGGCUUCGCUUCUAUCUAAAAGUGUUGUGAAAGAGAUGGAGGCUGAUAGAGGAGAGCGGUUCAGGGUUCGAGUGCUGUUUCACAUGAGGGGUGAUGUUAACAGAGGAACCUGCGUUACUCUGCAUGCUUUCAAACAGACAGAAGAGCAGAAAGCUUCCUGCAUCACUCAGCCACCGUUCGGGUUGUGUGUGGUCACUCUGACACUUCCAAACGACUGGUUUGAGCCCGCUGAGAACACAGAGGCAAAAGCAGACCAGACUUCCAAGCAGCGUUACAUAAGCAGAAACCGCUCUCGCUCCCGUAGCCGAAAGAGAAGGCAUCCACAUGUGCCAGCAGGACACAGGGCCCAGCCUGAUCAAAUUCAGCUUUACUACUCAUCCUUUGGCAUCCUGUCCAUUAAAACCGGACCCCCGCGGUGUGUGGAGGAAACAGUGCAGCAGUCAGAGAGAAAGCUCCUCUACAUUGGUCCUGUGGGACUUGAGGAUCAAGAGAUCAACAAAACCAAGCAAAGCCCUGCAUGUUUAGACACAAAGGCAGAAGAGAAGUUCUGGUUGGAUUCCAAUGUGUUAAUUGUCUACAGCAAAGGGCCUGUGCGUGCUGGACAGCCAAUCAGAUUGUCUGUAAACCUGAGGGCAAAUUACAGUGGAGAGUCUCUGACCAUUAGGCUGAAAGUGAAAAAAGGAUUGCUGUCUCUGGAGGUCCAUCCUGUCACACACUCUGACCUGUGGAUGGUUAAUGUAGAGAGGACAACAGGUUCAAAACACGAUGUUGUUUCCAUCAUUAGCCACAGCUCUGGUGCACUUCCAGACAGAACUGGCUCUUCUGCUCUUAGCCAGGUCUCCUGUCUCUCAUUUGAGGCUUUACACAGAAACUUUGGCACAGCGAUGACUGUCAGUGCCAGCUGGUGGGUGGAGUAUUCAACACGCAAGUUUUCCGUUUCACCACACGGGGCAGUGACGAGCUUCUUCUCCUUUACCGACAGAGACGUUGUGGGCAUCGCUCCCAUCACAGAGAGCAACACAAUUAUCAAUACAGCCAUCCUGACAAGUGAGCCCGUGUCACUUCCUGUCAUUGUCCUAGCGGUGGGCAUAGAUGGCAAAGUUUCCGAUUUGACCACAGCAGUGAAGUGCCAUUCAGCCAAUGAAGAUAUUGUCAAGGUGUCUCAUGACUGCUCUGUGGUUUUUGUGGACGGGAGUGAAUCAGGAAGGGGCAGCAUCUGUGUGGAGCUAGAGUUUUCUUUGGGAAGGCUCAGCGGCACUUUGUGUUUGGCCGUGUGGACUCCUGUUGUUCCUCUGCGUGUGUCUCUCUCCGACUCUGUCCUGAGUCCUAUCAGUGGCUGGAAUUACUACAGUGAGAACGGGUGUGAACCGGUUUAUCAGAGGUCCACUGUACAGAUUUUGGCACAAUUCAGUGCCCAAUCAGCAACUCAAGGUGGUCAACCGACCUACAUGCUCGGAUCUCCAGACUGGUUUGUGGAUGUAACCGAGCUUGUCCGUGACUGGCUAAGAAUUGAAAACCCAUAUAUUGCAGCGCUUGAUAAACAAAGACAUCUAAUCGGCCUCAAGCCUGGACUUACAUCAUUAUAUGUGGUGUCCAGUCAGUGGGAUGGAGUGCUUGGAAGGGCUAAUGUCAUUGUAACCUCUGAACCUGUGACUCCCGCUGACCUCUCUGUUCAGCUGGUGGGAGGGCUUGGCCUGUCCGUUAACCCCAGCCCAUCUCACCCAUCUGUCAUCACAGCAACAGUGAAUGCUCACAAUACACUCUACAACCAUGGACAGGAGGCGUCUAUCAGUGUCUGGAUCCAGUUUAAUGAUGACUCUGCCAUAUUGAUGUCUGCCUUUAAUGCGAUCCCCUAUACUCUACGGCUGUCCUCUUUGGCUGAAUCUGUGGUGGUGGUAACGCCCGCUCCAUCCCAACGCAUUUUGGCACAAGGUGAUGGCGGAGGACCUCUUGUUAAAGCCGAGCUCCUGGUUUCCAGCUGUGAUCCAGCAUCUAACCAUGUUGAACUGGAAGCAAUUCAUAAAGCAAGUGAAGCUAAAAGACUGGCUAAAGGCUCUGGCUGGAUAAGAGUGAACCUAAACAUGGACUUUUGGCCGAUAGGGAGUGAGGAAAGCAACUUUGAGAUGCACGAUGUGACCGAUAUGCUUGUCGAUUCCAACAGUGAUCUGUAUGAUGACUUUGAAGAUCAUGAAAGCAGACUAAAUGCCACAAGUGACUAUGAUAGUGGCAAUGACAUAUUUAAAAGGAAAAACGUGGAGCAGGCGGUGUUGAUUCCUAACCAUGAAGAGAAUGCUGUCUAUUUGUCUCCUGGGGUGGAAAAGGAGAGGAAAGAGGUUAAAACUGCUGAUAGACAGGUAGAGAUUGGCAUUGGAGCCGUCCUGUCUCUACUUUGUCUUUCUUCCCUACUUUUCCUGGUCAACUGCCUACCUUGUGCACUAAGAGAACAAAGGUAUAGAGAAAGACGAGAUGGAAACGUGAAAGACACUGUGGAGGAGGAACCUGGAGAAGAGCAAGAGGAGAAUAGACAAGAAAAACUGCAGAGAAGUGAUAACAGGGAAUAA
Molecule: messenger RNA, 2889 nt
Organism: Danio aesculapii
Lineage: Eukaryota; Metazoa; Chordata; Actinopteri; Cypriniformes; Danionidae
Gene: tmem132a
Product: transmembrane protein 132A
Exons: 11
Coding region: 1-2889 (962 amino acids)
Source: RefSeq, a predicted model, not a curated record